UGUUCCUAAUUCUGUGCUUUGGUGCUGCAGGUGAAGAAGAUCAUCGAGGCGGAUGAUGUGCUGACCUCUUUACUAAAGAGCAAAAGCUACAUGGCUUUCCUUCCCAAUGAUAAGGCUCUGAAUACUUACCAGGGGGUCAAGGACUCAAUCCUCAUCAGCUACCACCUGUCCAACCUUCCCUAUCUAGUGCAGGACAUGCCAGAUGAGCUCAACACAGACCUGGCAGGCAAUCCCCGUGUGUAUAUCUCCAAGCUGCCCUCUGGCCGACCCAGCACCACUGGCUGGGAACACCUCCAUGUCUACAUCAACGACGCCAAGGUCAUCGACGCAAACCACGAAGCCAUCUCCAGCAGGGGGAUGAAGCAGAUGCUUCACAUUGUGGACCGAGUCAUCACCCCUACUGUGCCUAGGGGCAUUGACUUCAGCCAGAUUGACUCCAUCUACCUCAACCCCGAUGCCCAGAAACUAAUCGAAAAGCCACGCUACUACGGCUUGGAGGGUUCUCUCUCCAUCUCUGAGUUUGAAGGGAGAGUGAACGCCUUGAAUCUCCAUGAUGUAUACAACAUUAGUGGAAAGAACACCUUCUUCAUUCCUGUUGAUGCGGGUAUUAAUAUUCGGGAUAAUAAGACCAUCAUAGAUAAGCAAGUGAUCCAUGGCCAUGUGGUGCCGGGGAAGGUGCUCUUCACUCGUACUGUGCAGGACUCAAAGGAAGAGUUUGAGAGUUUGGCCUUCACUGAUAAUCUCAAAGUUUUCAUCUCCAUGGAAAAUGUAUCCAGUUUCAAUAAUGAAGACCAGUAUUAUGCAAAGAGUAAAACUAUUGCCAGUGAUGUUGCUCACAUGAAGGGGACAGCACUAGCAAGGAUUGUAAAGGGAAAUAUUCCCAUCAAGAAUGGUGUGGCGCACUUGAUUGAUCGUCCUCUGAUGCUGGUGGCUACCAAUGUCUUGGCCAUCUUGCAGAAAACAGCGCAGUUGUCCAUGUUCUAUGACCUGAUACGAAACCAUGAUUCUGGCCUCAUAAAUGUGAUGACUGUGGCAAAGUCCCUGACAAUUUUUGCACCUUCCAAUGAAGCUUUCAAGAAAGUGAACAAUAGACAAUUGGAGCAGAUCCAGCUGAAUACAGAAAAUAUUUCAAGGCUCCUCAGACUCCAUGUAGUGGAGCGUAUCCUCACCACAGAUGAGCUCAUGGACCGUAACAGAGAACCAAAUUUGCAAGUCCCCACACUGAGCAAGGGCCAAAGCCUCUAUUUUGCCAUUAACUCCAUGGAUCCCAAAUCUCCUGUUGUGACGGUAGAGGGGGCAGGAGUCACUGGCACCCUCACCACUGCCAACGUCAUUGCCAGGAACGGUGCCGUCCACAUUGUUGAUCGGUUACUGGGCAUCCCUUCUCAAACAGUUUAUGAGAAGCUGGCAACUGACCCUAUCCUCAGUGCAACAUUCAACCUCAGCCAGCAGGAAGGAUGGAAUGAAAAGCUAAAGAACCGUGAUGAGCAAUUCACUCUCUUUGUGCCAACCAACGACGCCUGGGCAGAGAUUCGCCGCACAAUGCCUUCAGCCUACAAAAAGCUCUUUAUGGGAUCGUUUGCAUACCAUGUACGUAACAUCCUGGAACGGCACAUGAUUGCCAACUCAGUGUUCACCCUGGAGGAACUUCUCAGCCUUACCACCAAUGCCACUGUCUCUGGGAAAAACAUCCUGCAGGGUCGCCUCAACAUGACACGUGGCAAAGUUUAUUUCCAGGCUCGUGUCACCCAGAGCUUUGGAGACUCCGCAGAUGAAAAUGACGCACAGAUAGUCUUAGAUAUGAAGGAUGGCAAUACCGCAGACAUUCUAGGACAAACACCAUCAGAAUACUACACUGACUGGAAUGGAGUGCGAGCCAAGGUCAUCCGGCCCGACCUGAAGUGUGUCAAUGGUGUGGUGCACGUUAUUGACAAGGUGAUGAUGAUGAACCGCGACGUAACAGUUUCUGGCUCGGCAGUGCCAGCUGCAAGUGGCCUGGCCUCCCUUGUCGCCACGUUCUUCACAGUUGCCUUUGCCCGCGCUCUUCACCAUUAAGAGGACAGGGAAGAGUUGUGGAGUUAGUUGAUAAAAUCCUUACCUCUUCUUCCUGUACACUAGAAUGGUUAGCUCCUGCUGCUGCUGCUGCUGCUAACCUGUGGCAUUCUCUUUCUCUCUCCAUCUUUCUCUUUGACUGUUUUGUGUAUUUUGCUUUAUUUCUUUUCUAUUCUGAGCACAUGGUCAUCUUGCAAAACAAAAUGAAAGUAAUUAAAACAUUUAUAUAAAACUCAGUUGUCAUCCCUUUAUUGUAUUAAGCAUCAUUUAUAAAGAUUGAUUCAUCUAAAUUUGUCUCCUCAUAGAUUGUCAAGUCAAAUCUUCUACACUAAUAUAAACAGCAAAGUAUGCUACCACUCUGGACUUCUUUCCUUCUUUGUUUUUAAAAUAUUCUCAAGGCAGGGAGUGACUUUGUCUUGAGAGUGAAGGGUAACCAGUAUUGAGACAGUCCCAGCUAUUGGCAUCAAACACAGGAUUUACCUUGAUAAUCUGACCUCUCCUUCACACACACACACACACACACACACACACACACACACACACACACACACACACACACACACACACACACACACACUAGCACACAACUGUAAUAUACUGUGACAGUAAAUGUUGUAAUUUGGAAAUAAUGUGUGAAAUAAGUAGAUGUUUCCAAGCUGGUUCUUUAAGGAUCAAUAUUACCUUGAGACACAUAGCAUUUACAGGAGGUGAUUCAAGUGCCGACAUAUAAAAUACCUAAAAUUAAUGUACCUAGAUAUAAGUCUCAACUUGCAAGAGUACUUGAUGACCAACCUAACAGAUCUUAGUUUUAUCUUACAAAUUUGAGGUACUACAACACAAUACAUUAUGGUGUGAUGUUCCUUUUCAAUGGUAAGUUUUAUGUUCUUGAGUUUCCCGGGAAUUGUCCACACAAUUCAUAAGUCCCUGCACUGAAGGCCUGCAUCUUGUGCCAGAAAGAUCUAUGUGGGUGGCCAACACCAAAGCAUUGCCAAGUUAGCAAAUGUACUGUGAAUUCAUCAUGUUUCAAUGCAUUAUACUGCCAUGUAUCAUAGGCUUGUGUACAUUUUCUACAUAAGGAUUUUGUGGUUCAGUUUCUGAAAGUAGUCAUCCUUAAAUCAAAGCUUGAAGAAGUACAUUUGUAAUGCAAUUGUAAUCAAACCAAAGUAGAAUCACAUGCUGGGUUUUUAUGGUUUAUUUUCAUGCUGUAAAAACCUUCAUUAAUAUGAUGUAGCUUUGAAAUUUAGUUUGAGUCUGCAAAGAUUCCAGUAUAUGUAGUUGCCUAUAUACUUAAGGUCAAAAGCUAUAACCAGUGGUACCUAGAUCCUACACCAAAGAUCAUGAAGGUUGAUGACAAAUACCUGUAAAUAUUAAUGUGAGGUGCACCGAGGCAAGUGUCACCUGCACACUGUUGAAGUGAAAGGAACGCUUAAUUAAGAAUCUUCAAACAAUUGUGAGUGACAAUUUCAUUUUAAUGGUGUAAAUGGAAGUUGAUAUUCCCUAUCUUUGUAGGUCUAAAAUUUUUCUCUCCUUCACUGUAUUAAGUAAUUCUACCUUGAAGUCCACACUCAAGCAAAACAACACUGCCUGCUUGACUCUCUUGUGGACACGACUGAGUACAAGAGCAUGAAUAUUUCUAUCUGUCUCUCUUCCUCUCUUUGAGCAUUAUUCCAGUCUCCUCUUUGCCUUAUUGUGGAGAACAUCAUUUUGUAAUUAAUUACUUCAGUAUUUUCUUCACUUAUUUUGUAUUAUAGUACAUGCAGUACAUAGUUUAAAAUCAUGGCAAUUCAUCAAGACUUAAAUGCCUCAAUUACAGAGCCAAAAACUACCAUCAUGUGGUAUUUCAGCUGAACACAAUGUUAUUAAUAGAAUGUAUUUUGUCAUGUAAUGAAUAUGAGUAAUUUACCAGUGAAGGGUUACUUAUAAUGAUCUAGUCACUGUAGUCAUGAGGAGGGUUCAGUCCUGCAGCUGUGUCUUGCCCUCAAAUGUACAAUGUAGAGCUUCCCCACACUCCUUUGAACCUGUAUUUGGACAUGCUCUUUGUAUGAGAUAGCAUCUUCAACUCAGACCAGAUCAUUUCCUAUCUGUUAUUCAGCCACCAGUGUGCUGAUCAUGAAGCUGUAAGGAAAUAAUCUGCAGGUAGCUGCUUGUAAAGGGAAGUAACCAAGUCUCCUAUCCCUGACCCAGGAAACAACAAUGAUCUGCAGCAGUUGUGAGAAUGGGAAUGAGAGUUUGCAUAUGCUCUGAAGGGUGUUCCAAGCACUGGAUGUGUAAGGCUGUGUAGCUACAAAUAGGGAUGAGACAGUACAAUGAAAGCCAGGGAGAGCUGUGCACCUGGGGUGUCCUGGGGUGUUUUUGGCAAGUGGCUGAAUAACAGGGAAAUGUUUUGGACUACUGGUUAUGAUAGUAACAAAAUUGAUAAGACAGCAUGACAAAUGUUAUGGAUCAAUGUAUCCAUAAUUUUCAGGUAUAAUUUUAACUGUUAUAAUCCUUGUCCAUAUGUCAAAGUAAAGAAAAAUUGCCCCUUUCCACUCCAGCAUGUCAAUGACAUGUAGAGGAAUUCUUUAUGCAGUUAACUUGUGAAAGAAAAUGAGGCAUCUUUGUCUUUGAUCAAUUGGUGUGUCUUAUGAUAAUUCCUUAACUCUCCUUUAUAUUUACAUUUGGUCAUUGAUUCAGUUUUAUUUGAUUAAUGUUUAGUACCAUUAAUUUAACACACGUAUCUUCAAUAUUCAUAUUUGGAGAAAAAUAAAUUUAGUGCAUCAUCAGGCUAUGUUUGUAGUAAGAAUUUAUUAUGAACUGCAAUGUUCACUGCAUCUGUUGUAUUUAUUGAUUUCCAAGAGACUUCUAACUUGGAGGCAUCAUUUUUGUACAUAGAACCGUUUGGUGUUGAGUGUGUACUGUAGGUAGGGUCACAGCCUGUCUCAUGGAAGUGUCUAUGAAAACAGUAAGUGCAUCAUUCUGUGUGUUUCCGAUGGUGUUUAGAUGACUCAUUUUUCUUGAAAGAUGAUAUGCCCUCUGUAAGUGUACCAAGUUUAUAUGUAAAUUCAGUGUUUUGUCCUCUCAAGAUCUCAGUACAGUGGGCAAUAGUAAGGCACGGGGCACCUCUCGCUCCCGCCAGGUCACACAGCGUUGGGCGCACUGCGGAUGGAGUAUUGGAGUUUGUCUUGCCACUCGCCGCAUGUGGAGGUUGUAAGCAUUUCUUGAGGUGCUGCUAGCUGGGUGGCAGUGAUUAUAGUGUUUGUGGAGCACGGCACAGCUAAGGCAUCCUCUUGGGUGACGCAGCUGCUUGGACCACACCAAUGCCUUGCUAAAUAUUCAGCUUGGAUCAGUUUCUGCUGCCUGCACUCGAGAAAUUUGCUAUCAAAACAUGAUCGAUUUGGGAUGGAAAUUUCGCCUUCUUUCAUCCAUCAUAUAGUGCAAGCAAUGCUAGGCAAAAUGUGUUUCCAUAUUGUUUGGGAAGUAUGGUAACCAUAAUAAUCUUCUCCUUGGAAGUUUUACACUAAUGCAAACUUAAAGUAGAUUUUCAAUUGUAUUUAUGUUGUACAGUUCACCAGCAGCCGAAAUGUAUUAUUUUUGCAUAUAGUCAAGACUUUCAGUGACCCACAGACAACACUCUUGAUGGAAUGAAAGUUGGCAUUUUUGAGUAGCUUUUAAUAGUGAUUAUUUAUGAUGUAAGUGUAGAAAAAUCUAUCACAUAUGUUAGGAGAUUAUUUUGAUGUCAACAGUCAGUUAAUAAAUAAAGCUGAAUUAUUUAA
Molecule: messenger RNA, 5804 nt
Organism: Scylla paramamosain (green mud crab)
Lineage: Eukaryota; Metazoa; Arthropoda; Malacostraca; Decapoda; Portunidae
Gene: Fas1
Product: fasciclin-1-like
Exons: 14
Coding region: 91-2055 (654 amino acids)
Biological process (GO): cell adhesion; extracellular matrix organization
Cellular component (GO): extracellular matrix
Molecular function (GO): cell adhesion molecule binding
Source: RefSeq, a predicted model, not a curated record